Messenger RNA from Aspergillus tanneri, 912 nucleotides. RefSeq names its product glycoside hydrolase family 75 protein. The transcript has a single exon. Lineage: Eukaryota; Fungi; Ascomycota; Eurotiomycetes; Eurotiales; Aspergillaceae. Bases 1 to 912 code for a protein of 303 amino acids. The record is from RefSeq and is a predicted model, not a curated record. Gene Ontology annotation, molecular function: chitosanase activity.
AUGCUCUACAAGUCCGUGGCUGUUGCGUCUCUUCUGCUGGCCACCCAGGCGGCAGCUCGCGAUGUUCCCGCCAACGUUAAGGAAUUCUACAACUCGGUCAAGAACGCAGGAACUUGCUCCGGCAAAGAUCUCCUCCAGGGCGGUUUCCACGACACCGACGAUGGCCCCACCAAGUACGGCUACUGCCAGAAGGGCCUUAACGGAAAGGGUUUCUAUCUCAAAGGUCCUGGCAACCAGCUUGUGAACAUGGAUAUCGACUGUGACGGCAAGCAGACUCAUGGUGAUGGACGCUGUGGAAGCUCCAAGGAUACCCAGGGCGAGACUGCAUUUAAGGAUGAAUUGAAGAAGUACGGCAUUUCGGACCUGAAUGCCUAUGUCCACCCCUACGUUGUUCUUGGAAACGAAGGCAAUUACCACCCAACCUUCAACCCCCGCAAGCAUGGUAUCGAGCCCCUCAGUGUAGUGGCCGUCGUAUGCGGCGACAAGCUUGUUUAUGGAAUCUGGGGUGACACCAACGGCGAUGACGGCAAGCCCUUGGUCGGCGAAGCCAGCUUGGCCACCGGUACCGCUUGCUUCGGCAAGUCCGCCGUCAACGGAGACAAGGCACAUGACGAAAAGGACGUCCUGUACGUUGCCUUCCCCGGUAAGGACGCGGUGCCCAAGAACGCCAAGUGGGAUGCCACCAGCUACGAGGAGUUCGAGGCCAGUAUCGCCGAGUUGGGUGACAAGCUCGUCGCGGGUCUGGGCAAGGGUGGUUCUGUCAGCGCUACUCCUUCCACUGAGAAGGGCCAUCACUCCACGACUCGCAGCGACGAAAGCACCCACACCUCCCACAAGGGCCACCACAAGGGCCACCACAAGGGUCACGGCAAGGGAAGAAACGGCAAUUCCGAGGAGGAGGAUGACAACUAG